Linepithema humile (Argentine ant) is the source of this 3230-nucleotide messenger RNA. It is a transcript of the gene Nep5, whose product is annotated as endothelin-converting enzyme homolog. Gene Ontology annotation, biological process: protein processing. Gene Ontology annotation, molecular function: metalloendopeptidase activity. The record is from RefSeq and is a predicted model, not a curated record. Gene Ontology annotation, cellular component: plasma membrane. NCBI's taxonomy places the organism in Eukaryota, Metazoa, Arthropoda, Insecta, Hymenoptera, Formicidae.
UCGAAAGAUACCGGGUGUCUUUCGUUCUUUGCAGGCGCAUUACGCGUGAAUAUUAUCGUGGAUGGAUGGAUGGGAAAAUUAAUAUUUGUUCACCGUUGUUGUGCGUCGGUUCGAUGACGAGACACGAGAACCACUGGGAAAAUGUGAACGUAUGGACACCCGACGUUGUCUGUCCGACUCGACUUGGUGUUCAGUGUCGUCAGUUCGAUCCGGUCAGUGGGCCAUUCAGCAUGAACAACGAGCGCAAGGAUAACGGAUCCGUUUACUCGGUCGGAAGCCAGAACCACCUGGUGCCGAUAAGAUCCAGGAAAGCUUGUUUCAAGAGGCGGACUCAGCUGUCCAAUCUGUUGCUGAUAAUCUUGUUUCUUCUGGUGGCUUCCUUAUUCGUAACAGUUGUGGUACUCGCAGUACUUUAUGCGCGCAGUGGAAUGAUGAAGAUAUGCGACAGUGAGGAUUGCGUUCGAGUAGCGGCUAGUUUGAAGGAAUCUAUGGAUACCUCUGUAGAUCCUUGCGACGAUUUUUAUCAAUAUACAUGUGGCAGAUGGUCGCAGGAACAUCCUAUUCCGGAUAGCAAGCUGACGAAUAACUGGUUCAACGAGCUGUACACUCACAUUAUUAGGGAGAUCAGGGAUCUGUUGAAAGUUAAUAUAUCCGCUAGUGAAGUACCCCGGUCGGUGAUGCAGGCCAAGACGCUAUUCACCAGCUGCAUGGACGUGCAUGCAAUGGAUGAACUCGGUUUGUUCCCACUGUUUGAUUUAUUGGAAUCAUUAAAUUUACCCAUGAUACCAGCGGCUCUUACUAAUAAGACGACUAAUUACAUCGAACAAAUUGCCAACGUAAAGAGAAAUAUAGGUCGCGAUAUUUUUUUCGGUACGGACAUCAUGCAGGAUCCAAGAAACAACAGCAGAUAUAUGAUUGUUUUUGAUGUUCCAAUUCACUCUAGUCCUUUUCUGAGCAAUAAAGACUUAGAAAAGCGAAUGCAAACCAUCAGAUCGCGAUUGCAAAAGCUGGAAGAAGAUUUGGAUGAAGAAGACACAGAUGAAGACACGUUGGAUGAGCACGAAGAUGCCGAAUUGACUUACAUGACAGACGUUGUGAAGCAUGUCGUUAGCAAUGGUACUAUUGACGCUUGCACUUCGGAGGACGAAUAUAACAUAUCCGAGAAACAAUUGAAAGAAUGCAUUGAGACGCUAUACGAAAUUAGCAGUAUCUUCUAUUAUAUGGCUCGUACCGAUCAAAAUCAAAGCAUUGUCGAAGAAGACUUGAGUGAUGACAAUUACAUGUAUGUGGACGAGCUGCAAAAAUUGACUGAUGAAUAUGUGACAGAUGUUAAUUCAUCUCUCACCCCUAAACUGAUUUGGCGGCCCUUUAUCGAGUCUCUUCUCGAGAAUUUCGUCACGUUAGACCUUGACAACAAAGACAAGAUACUUGUCUGUAAUUUGGAUUACUUAAAAGACGCGGCGCUGAUACUCUCUUCUUAUGAGGAGGAAGAUCUAGAAAGUUACAUUUGGUGGGUUGUCGUGGACAUGGUGGUGCCUGUUUCUUCCAAAAAACUCAGGGAAACUUGGAAUGUGUAUGUCAAUAAAAUAUUGCAGGUGGAAAUACGUGAACCCAGAUCUUUGGAAUGCGCAUCAGACGUUAAUGAAAUGAUGGGGAUGGCAGUAUCGUGGCUGUUCGUUGAUCAAAAAUUUCAUAAUAAUAAGGCUUAUAAAGUGAUGGAGAUGUUGGAGGACAUAAAAGAGGCAUUUGCCUCAUUGGUCUUGAAAACGGACUGGAUGGAUCAAUCGACGAAAACGGCGACGCUCCAAAAGAGCCAGAAGAUGGGCUCCGAGAUCGGAUUUCCCGAAUGGCUCUUCAAUGAAAAUAAGCUCGACGAGUAUUAUAAAAACAUAAAAGUUAUAGAUCUGUCAGAAACGAAAUACUUGGACAAUAUGAUGCAAAUCCUUCGAGUAGUAUUGAAUACUACGUGGUCGUGUCUGCAUGACGAUAAUUUGAGUAAUAAGUCUCAAUGGGUAAGCCAUCCUACCGAUGUAAACGCCUUCCACAGUUUUCAUGCCAAUCAAAUAACUGUACCUGUCGGAAUUCUCAAAUUCCCAUUCUAUGAUUUGGGUCUCGAGGCUUUGAAUUAUGGCGCAAUUGGCUCGGUAAUUGGACAUGAAUUAACACACGGAUUUGAUAACAGCGGCCGUCACUAUGAUAGCGAUGGAAAUCUUCGACAAUGGUGGACCAAUGAGACCAUCUCCGAGUAUAAAGAGAAAACCAAAUGCUUUAUAAAUCAUUACAGUACUUAUUACGAAAGUGAGAUUGACGGCUACAUUGAUGGCGAGCUAACUUUAGAUGAGAACAUCGCCGAUAAUGGAGGCCUUAGUGAGGCCUUUGUCGCUUACGAGAGGUGGAAGACCCGGCAUGGUCAAGAGCUUCUACUUCCAGGAUUUACGGAGUUUACGCAUGAACAGUUACUCUUUCUUUCCUAUGCACACUUGUGGUGCGAGUCUUAUAUUUCGACAGCACUGAAAUGGAUGCUGGAAGAUUCUCAUUCUCCUAACCAUGUACGGGUUCAAGGAGUAUUAAAAAAUUCUAAGGAAUUUAGUACCACGUGGAAUUGCCCCGUAGGAUCAAACAUGAAUCCAGCAAAGAAGUGUCAUCUGUGGUAGCAGCUGCAAUUUUAAUUAACAAAAGACAAUUUGGUGCUUCGCUAUUUAAUAUUGUUGAUCAAAUGUUUAUCAUUUGGAGAUUAAAAGUCUAUUAUAUAGAGGCUGUAAAGCUCAUAUGCAAAACGAUGGAAAUCUAGGUAUUAUUUAUUGUAAUCAAUUUUAUAAAAUAAUAAUAUGUUAAUUUAAAAGAAUAAUCAUAGCUUUUGCAUGUGAGCCGCAGCCGCUUCAUUAUUGUUAUCUGAUCGUUAUACGGAUGCAACAAUCAUUCUCGUUUCUGUGUAAUUUUUUUGCACUGAUACGUUGAAAGCACUUGUCAUUGGGGAAUCAAAGAGUUCAAUAAUGGUCCAAUAAUGUUUGUAAUAAACGAAUUUUAUUUAAGUAAAAAAAAUAUUAUCUAAAUUCUAUAAUAAUUCUUUUUUCUGAUAAGCUUAAUAGGCUUCUGACCUUCAAAUGCCUAAAAGAAAUCGUAUAAAUCUUGUUGUGGUCGUUUAAAUUCUAUCAAAUUUAAAAUUACAUUAUAAUAUGCUACAAGUAUUUUAAGUUAUCAAGUAAUCUAGGUCUAUCUUUUUCACGUCG